Messenger RNA from Armigeres subalbatus, 2066 nucleotides. RefSeq lists its product as uncharacterized. NCBI's taxonomy places the organism in Eukaryota, Metazoa, Arthropoda, Insecta, Diptera, Culicidae. Gene Ontology annotation, biological process: protein autoubiquitination; negative regulation of centriole replication. The transcript has 3 exons. The record is from RefSeq and is a predicted model, not a curated record. Gene Ontology annotation, molecular function: ubiquitin protein ligase activity; ubiquitin protein ligase binding; tumor necrosis factor receptor binding. The coding region runs from base 122 to 1888 and encodes 588 amino acids. Gene Ontology annotation, cellular component: aggresome; peroxisome.
CAGUCGAUCUCUUCAACGAUCUUUGAUUUUUUCACGUGCGAAUCGCGUUUGUGGCAAUUUUUGAACAACGGUUUUCAAAAAUCAGGAAAAGUUGUGCGAAUUUACGAUAAUAUCCGAAGCUAUGUCUCUUAUACCGGUUCCAGUUUGUUUUGGCUGUAAAAAGUCGGCCUCUUUAUCGGUUUCCUGCUCGGACUGUUUGCGGAUUUUUUGCGGAAAAUGCUUUGGCUUUCAGCCGAAUCCCGAUGCCUCCUCUUCCGAAGAUAGCGUCAAAAAAUUUGUGAGCGUUGUGUCGCUACUGUCAAUUCGAAUCUGCUCCAGUUGCACCAAAUCUGAUGACAUCGUGGAGUGUUGCUCCGAUGAUAUCCCGGAAGUUAUCAGCGUUGAUGACGUUCAAGAAAGUUCUGAGCCCGGUGAUCAAAAUAGCGUCGUUAGUUCCAACGAAGCGCUUCCGGAUGUCAAACCAAGUAAGUCGCAAUUAAUGGUAAAUCCGGCAGCCAUGAAGGUGAAGCAAGAGCGCUGCUGGUCGCACAAUAAGGAAAUGAACUUGUACUGCUUAAACUGCAAUGUAAUAAUCUGUGGGGACUGUUUUCUGACCGGUGCGGAUCACAUGCGCCACCAAAUCGAUUUCCUCGAGACGGUGUUCCGUGAGAAGCGCCUGGAAACGCAGCAAAAGCUGGUCCACCUGGAGGAAACAGUGGGCGUCCUACAGCGGGAGGCUUUGCAGUGCGAGACGAAUCUGGCCUUGAUACAGUCCGCAGAGAAGGCCGUUCUGGCCGAAAUCGAUGCCAUUUGCGAGGAGGCAAAGAUGAGCGUCUCCCGUUUGACCACCAAUCGGAAGAGGAAACUGGAGGCUCGGGCAGGGUUUCCUGCCAAGAAGAAAAAACUAACAACAGCUCUUCAGGCAAUGGUCGAUAAAAUGGGUCCAGCGGAGUUCUUCCAACACCAACCGGCAGUCUACAAGCAGUGCGCUGAGCUGAUGUCCGAAUGUUCACCGAAAGGGUUCAAUGUGCUAAAAUUCGAAGAUGUUGGAUGCGAGUUGGUGCCGUCAUACCAGAUGGAGAAGUUCACGAUAUCUAAUUUUGACGGGACAUUUGCUGGAUGGCCAUUACACAUGAACUCGUCAUGUGAUACAAUGUGGAACAUUUUUAUUCGUAAAAAUGAAUCCCUCUUCGUGAAGGUCACACCGGACGAAAAAGACGUGGCAGAACAUCCGUAUAAAAUGUUAGUGGAAAUUCCCCACCCGAAAGACAUCCGCAAAACUGUUACUAAGACAUUUACCGUUCAUGGUCCGCCCAAGGAGGAAGAGAUCGUCACGAUUGAUCAGUUAAAGGUGGAGAAUUUCAUCUGCAAUAACAAUGAAAUUGCGAUCAAGAUUGGACUGCGACCUCUGAAUGCUAUCACCGAGAAUCGGUUUCUCAAGAAUCGUUACAAAAAGGUCAGAGACACCGUUGCCAAUCUGGAAAAACAGGUGACUGUUACCGGAAAAGAUAUUCAUUGCAAAUACUGCAUCAUGUACUUCAACAUGUGCGUCUCGAAGGUACCGAAGAAAACGCCCGAUCCCACCCAUUCCCCCGAUCUGGUGGACCAAAUGGAGCGCCAGUGGUGUCUUCGGGUGUACCCUUUUGCGCUCACCCUGCAGGACAAUAAUCUGAAGGUGUUUGUGGUGAUGCGAAAGGGAACACGCACCAAGUGUCGCUACUUCAUCGAACUGCUGCACACCGAUCCCAAGAAGAACGUGAUCCAGUGCACGGAGAGUACGUUCGAUACCAUCGAUGCCGGGUAUGGUUGGCACAGCUUCAUGGAACGUAAGCGCCUGUUAGCCGAUCCAGGCUACUACUCGAACUCUGUCUUACGGUUCCGUUUUGGGGUGCAACCGCUCGAGACUUAGAUGGGGCAAGAGGUAGGUGGAGAGCUCGGAUUAGUUUGUUUUUAAAUACUCCUUAUUGAUUUAUGUUUAAUUGAGAUGAAUUCGUUUAGUAUGUGAAUAUGAGUCAUAUACUUGUUGCUGCAUACGAAGAGAUCACGUUAAUAGAUGUUUCUGAGAAAUAGAUUACUUACUGUUGAAA